AUCUUUCGAAUGAACAAUCAUGGAUCAUCGGUUGGUGAUAUCAUUGGCAGAUUUGAGAAGAAAGGCUUCACUUUGAAAGGUUUGAAGCUCAUCACUGUCGACCGAUCCUUUGCGGAGAAGCACUAUGCCGAUCUCUCUGCAAGGCCCUUCUUCAAUGGUCUUGUUGAGUACAUCAUCUCUGGCCCCGUUGUUGCUAUGAUAUGGGAGGGUAAGAAUGUUGUAGCCACUGGACGGAAGAUUAUCGGAGCCACAAACCCUGCUGAAUCUGCUCCUGGAACCAUCCGUGGUGACUUUGCAAUUGAUAUUGGAAGGAAUGUUAUUCAUGGGAGCGAUUCGGUUGAGAGUGCAAGGAAGGAAAUUGCAUUGUGGUUUGACGAGGGCCCUGUCAACUGGCAGAGCAGCCUUCAUCCAUGGAUCUAUGAGUAGACAUAUGCUUUGUUGAAGAGGGUCAGCUGCUGCUUGUGGUUACAUUAAUAUUUGUUUUGGGUACUGUGUUUCUGAACUAAAGACAAGUUGAACUUUUUACCUAGUGGUUGGACUGGCUGCUUUUGUGAUGAUUUUAGUGCCAUUAUCUUAUAUGAAUGAUGAGUUAAAGACUUUUAUUUCAAGUGGGGCAUUCUGUAUUUCCAGCCAUUAUCUGGUAAGGUGAUCAUAGUUGUCGAAGGUAAAGGUGUGAAUUAGGUACCAAACAAAUAUAAUCUCAUAUCAGCA
Molecule: messenger RNA, 711 nt
Organism: Rubroshorea leprosula
Lineage: Eukaryota; Viridiplantae; Streptophyta; Magnoliopsida; Malvales; Dipterocarpaceae
Source: the annotation of a GenBank genome assembly